Paramecium octaurelia is the source of this 633-nucleotide messenger RNA. The record is from the annotation of a GenBank genome assembly. NCBI's taxonomy places the organism in Eukaryota, Ciliophora, Oligohymenophorea, Peniculida, Parameciidae.
AUGAAUAAUAAUGCUCAAAAGAAAUCUUUUCAUAACAAAACUGAUAACUCUAAUAAUUGCAAGACCUUCUAUAAUGUUCCACCUCUCAAUCAGACUUUCAAUCAAUUUCAAUUCAAGUAUCCUAUAAUUAAAGAAAUCAACGAAAAUCUAAUAUUCUCAAAUUCUAACUAGGUGUUCGGAAAUCACACCGAGUAAAUUAUCAGAAAAGGCCUCUUAAAUCUAGAUAACGCAUAAGAACAAAAACAUCAAUAGGCAAAAAAACAGUAUGUAAGAAGAAGAGUUAAUACAUCAUAUAUUGUUUACCCUAUUGAAAAUAAUAGGAAUCUUUCUUACUAAAGAUAAAAAGAAAAUAAGAAUGAACCUAAAUUGCUAUAUCAUGUUUAGAUACCUGAUACGAUGAAAAUUCCACACUUGAACAAAAAAAAUGGGCUAAUCAAAAGCUAAUUAAGAUAAUUAUAGCAUCGUUAACAAGAAUAAUAAGACGAUAUCAGAAUUGCAAGCAGGAUCUCUUUUCAUAUUAAACCAAAAUCUAAUAUAAUAAAAAAACCAAAUCAGAACGUUAAUGAAUAAUUGCAAAUAAUAUUAGAUGAACAUUAAUCAUCUGACUUGUCAUUUAUUAAUGGAUGGGAAUGA